Cetraspora pellucida is the source of this 808-nucleotide messenger RNA. The record is from the annotation of a GenBank genome assembly. NCBI's taxonomy places the organism in Eukaryota, Fungi, Glomeromycota, Glomeromycetes, Diversisporales, Gigasporaceae.
AUGAUAUAUUAUGAUGUAGAAUCGUUUCUAUUUUAUAUUUUGACAGAGGUCGAUGAUCGCAAUGAAGAACAUGUUAUCGGAUAUUUCUCGAAGGAAAAAAUUUCGUAUGAUAAUUACAAUUUAGCUUGUAUUCUUGUUUUCCCUCCCUAUCAAAGGCGAGGGUACGGCCUAUUACUAAUAGAUUUCAGCUACGAGCUCUCUAAAAGAGAGCAUAAAAUUGGAUCACCUGAACGACCAAUAUCAGAUUUGGGUAUUAAGGGAUACCAUUCCUAUUGGAAACGUACAAUACUGAAAAUUCUCCAAGAUCAUACACCUAAUCUCUAUAAAGUCCAAGAGGGCGCGAGUACUAUUAAUGGUGACGAAAUGUCACAUAAUGACAACGGGAGAUUCAUGAUUACCAUUAAUGAAAUUUCACUGAUGACGAGUAUUCGUAGAGAAGAUAUUAUAUAUACUCUCCAGGAGAUGGGCUUUCUUAAAUACAGAAAUCCAAAUGUUGACAACGUUAAUUAUGCUAACGUCACUAAUGAUGUAAAUAAUCAUGCUGCUAACGGUACCGAACAACAUGAUCUUUAUGAACAACAGUCACAUAAUAAUAGCCCUCAACAAGUACAGUACCAGUUACACCGUAACGAGGAAUUUGCACAGCAAAGGCACCAACAACAUAUUAUAUGUAUUACGCGCAGAAUGAUUGAUGAUUACAUAAGGAAUCAUGGUGUAAAACUUGAUAAUAGGACAGUUGACAUUUGUGGUCUCAAAUGUAGAGAUGAUAAUCGAUUAGGGAAUGAUCAAUCAUUCAAUUUGUUUGAUC